Messenger RNA from Verticillium alfalfae VaMs.102, 804 nucleotides. RefSeq names its product smr domain-containing protein. NCBI's taxonomy places the organism in Eukaryota, Fungi, Ascomycota, Sordariomycetes, Glomerellales, Plectosphaerellaceae. The transcript is spliced from 2 exons. The record is from RefSeq and is a predicted model, not a curated record. The coding region runs from base 1 to 804 and encodes 267 amino acids.
AUGUCUAUCCCCAUGAACCGUCUCGGCGGCCGCGCCUUCGCCCACACGGACAACGACGAUGACGAGACGGAGCGUGAGUACGACCGCCUCCGCGAUCUGGCCCGGGCCGAGGCCGAGAAGCGGGGGUCUUGCUUCGAUCGCUCCAAGGAGGCCUACCGCAACGGCGACGGCGCCGCCGCCAAGGAGCUCUCCAACCAGGGCAAGCAUCACGACGCCCAGGUAGACGCUUACAACCAGCAGGCGUCCGACUUUAUCUUCCGCGCCAACAAUGCCCCUGGUCGCAUCGACGAAGACGAGAUUGACCUGCACGGCCAGUUCGUCGAGGAGGCCGAGCGUAUCCUCGAGAUGCGCAUGCGCGCCGACCGCGACCGUGGCCAGUCGCACGUCUAUGCCAUUGUCGGCAAGGGCCACCACAGCGAGCGCGGCAUCCAGAAGCUCAAGCCCGCUGUCGAGAAGCUCUGUCGCGAGAUGGGGCUCAACUAUGCGACGGACGAGCAUAACACGGGUCGUAUCCUGAUCAACCUCCAGGGCGGCGAGGCGGUCCUCCCGCCGCAAGGUGGCAAGCACCAUGGUCAGCAGCAGCAAGGCCAUCACCAGCAGCAGCAGCAGCAGCAUGGAGGCUACUCGGGCCACGGCCAGCAGCAGCACGGAGAACAGCAGCAGCACCACCACCAGCAAGGUUACAACCAAGGACAGCAGCAGCACCAGGGCCAGCAGCAGGCCCAGCAGCAGCAGGACGAGGGUGCGGAUCUUCUUGUCAAGCUUAUGCGCAAGAUGGAGAAGCACUGCUGUAUGAUUAUGUAA